Messenger RNA from Eublepharis macularius, 2409 nucleotides. Its product is annotated as vomeronasal type-2 receptor 26-like. Bases 1 to 2409 code for a protein of 802 amino acids. Gene Ontology annotation, cellular component: membrane. NCBI's taxonomy places the organism in Eukaryota, Metazoa, Chordata, Lepidosauria, Squamata, Eublepharidae. Gene Ontology annotation, molecular function: G protein-coupled receptor activity. The record is from RefSeq and is a predicted model, not a curated record. The transcript has 5 exons. Gene Ontology annotation, biological process: G protein-coupled receptor signaling pathway.
AUGGUGACAAAGUUCUACCAGCAUAUCAUGGCCCUGGUAUUUGCUAUAAAUGAGAUCAAUAAGAAUCCCAAGAUCUUGCCUAAUGUCACUCUUGGGUUCCACAUCUAUGACAACUAUUAUGAUAUGAAGAUGACUUAUCGUACUACUCUGGACAUGCUCUGUAAAUUGCAUAGAUAUUUUCCAAAUUAUGAAUGUGACACUCACAAAAACCUUGCCGCUGUUAUUGGGGGAUAUAAUUCUGAGGUGUCCUUCCGCAUGUCAGACAUCUUAAGUCUCUAUAAAAUUCCCCAGCUCACGUACGGCUUAUUUGCUCCGAAGGACAGGGAGACAAAACAGUCGCCUUUUUAUAGCAUGGUCCCAAAUGAAGCCCAGCAGUACAUGGGAAUUAUCUGGUUACUUGAACAUUUCAAAUGGACGUGGGUUGGGCUCUUUGUUGUGGAUGAUGACAGUGGAGAGUUUUUCUUACAGGCCCUGGAGCCAUUGCUUUCUCAAAGUGAAAUUUGUUUGGCUCUCAUGCAGAAACUCCCAAACAGUGACAACUGGAAUUCCCUGGAUUCUGUUAUUAAUUUAUUUUUACGUAUAUAUUUAUCUUUGGGAGAUAAUAAAGUUAAUACAAUUAUCUUCUAUGGAGACUCAAUGACCCUUAUAAUAUUUAAUAGCUUAAUGUUUCUAGGCAAUCCCAAUUAUACGGAAAAUGCAUCAUUGAGAAAAGUGUGGAUUAUGACAUCCCAAGUUGAUUUUGCAUUAACAGGUCUUCACAGAGCCUGGGACUUCCAGUUCUUCCAUGGGACCAUUGCCUUCACAAUUCACUCAAAUGAGAUUCAGGGCUUCCAGAACUUUCUUCAAGACAUAAAACCAUAUCAGGAACAAGGGAAUGGUUUUCUCAAGGACUUCUGGGAGCAAGCAUUUGACUGUGUCUAUCCAAAUCUCCAGGAGCCAAUGAAGGAUAAUGAAACCUGUAGUGGGGAGGAGAGGUUGGAGAGUCUUCCUGGACCUCUGUUUGAAAUGCAUAUGAGUGGCCACAGCUAUAGCAUCUACAAUGCCAUCUAUGCCGUGGCGCAUGCUAUUCGUUCCAUAUACUCAUCCAGAUGCAAUCGCAGAACAACGAUCCGUGGUCAAAUAGCAGAACUUCAAGAUCUCCAGCCUUGGCAGAUCCAUUCCUUUCUACAAGGCAUUGAAUUCAACAACUCAGCUGGAGAAAGAUUGUCUUUUAAUGAUAAACGGGAAAUGGGAGGUGGAUUUGAUAUAAUGAACCUGGUCACAUUCCCAAACAAGUCCUUUCAGAGGGUGAAAAUUGGAAGGGUAAACCUCAAUGCUCCCGAAGGCGAAGAGUUCAUCAUCCAUGAGAAUCCGAUUGUGUGGCAAACCAGUUUUAACCAGGGGAUACCUCUUUCUGUGUGUAACGGGAACUGUUACCCUGGCUAUCAGAAGAAAAAGAUGGAAGGGAAGGCAUUUUGCUGCUAUGAUUGUUCUCCGUGUCCAGACGGGAAGAUUUCAAACGCCCUGGACAUGGAUGACUGCAUCCAAUGCCCAAGGGAUAAAUAUCCAAGCAAAGAUCAUCAACGAUGCAUUCUCAAGACAAUAAGCUUCCUUUCUUUUGAAGAACCUUUAGGGAUCAGUCUGGUUUUAGUUGCUGUUUCCUUUUCUCUGGCCACAGGUCUGGUGCUAGCAACUUUCAUUAAACACAAAGAGACCCCCAUAGUCAAAGCCAACAACCGGGAUAUCACCUACAUUCUCCUCAUCUCUCUUCUGCUCUGUUUCCUCAGUGCUUUGCUCUUUAUAGGACAGCCUAGGAAGGCCACCUGCUUUCUCCGACAAGCAGCUUUUGGCAUCAUCUUCUCAGUGGCUGUAUCUUGUGUGUUGGCCAAAACCAUCACUGUAGUUCUAGCUUUCAUGGCCACCAAACCAGGGUCCACUAUAAGGAAGUGGGUGGGGAAAAGAACAACCAACUCCAUUGUCCUAUCCUGCUCCCUUAUCCAAGCAGGCCUUUGCUCACUGUGGCUAGCAACUUUUCCCCCAUUUCCAGACCGCCACACACAAUCACUAACUGCAGAAGUGAUAGUAGAAUGUAAUGAAGGUUCCAUCACCAUGUUCUACAUUGUCUUGGGCUACUUAGGCCUUCUUUCCCUCAUCAGCUUGAUUGUGGCUUUCUUCGCCAGGAAGUUGCCAAACAGUUUCAAUGAGGCCAAGUUUAUCACCUUCAGCAUGCUGAUCUUUUGCAGUGUUUGGUUGUCUUUUGUUCCAUCCUACCUGAGCACCAAAGGGAAAUAUACCGUAGCCGUGGAGAUCUUCUCUAUCUUGUCCUCCAGUGCUGGGUUACUGGGUUGUAUCUUUUCCCCCAAAUUCUAUAUUAUUGUAGUAAGGCCUGACCUGAACAGGAGAGAAGAACUAAUAAGGAGUAAGAAUUAA